Molecule: messenger RNA, 7849 nt
Organism: Procambarus clarkii (red swamp crayfish)
Lineage: Eukaryota; Metazoa; Arthropoda; Malacostraca; Decapoda; Cambaridae
Source: RefSeq, a predicted model, not a curated record
GUCAAAAUAUAUAUUCUAAAAGUACAAAUAAUAACAAUGCUACCAAUUAUCUUUAUUGUUGAGAAUAUAUACUGUAUUAAAAUUUUAGACUUUGCAUUGAUUUAACAGGUCUGUGAUCUGCAGCAUUAUGACUAGUCAGAUACGUAAGAUCAGCUUCGAUGCCCAGGAGACUAUUACAUAUCUGGUGGAGACAUUUGAUAUAGAUCAUAAAGAGGUUGUUGGUUCCUGGGUGUUACUGGACCCUAAAGUUGGGGGCUGGCUGCUCAACCCUGAUCAUCCCCCGAUUACAUUCAUGCAGACAGUUCUCUCUCUUCAGACUUCUCUGCCUAAGAUGUGUGCUGGCCACCAGGAUGAUGUGUUGCACGGUGAUUUAGAGGCCCUAAGUAGCAUCACGCAGGUCCUGUAUACUAAACUGUGCCAGAGUCAACUUUGGACCAUUUUCCUUCACUUGGAGAUGAGGAUUGUUCCCACUCUUGCUGUAAUGGAACUUCGAGGCAUUAGAGUGGACAAGGAGGUAUUGAAGCAGAGGGGACAUAUGCUCAAGCUUAAAAUUCAAGAGGUUGAGAAGCGUUGCCACCAAGUCUCGGGCUCGGUGUUUAACGUGACCUCCCAUGCUCAGCUGAGGACUGUCCUAUACCAGGAGCUGAAGCUGGACAUUAAGAACAAAGUGGUGGUCCCUCGUACUGCUGCUGGACAGAAGAGUACAAGUGAAGUUGCAUUGGGUCGUCUGGUGGGUUUCCAUCCUCUGCCAGAACUUGUGCUGCAUCAUCGCCUCCUUAAUAAACUUAAAACAACUUACAUUGAUGGCAUUAUGGCAUGUGUGCAGGGAUCCUAUAUUAAAGCUGCCUGGGAGCAAACUUCAGCAUCUACAGGUCGAAUUCAGUGCCGCAACCCAAACCUACAGUCUAUUCCCAAACACUCGGUUACAGUUACAUUGGACAAUAUUGAGACAGUUGUGUUGGCCCGAGAAUUUUUCCGAAGUAGAGAUGGUUAUAUCCUCGUGGCUGCAGACUUUCAACAGACAGAGUUACGUAUGUUGGCUCACUUGUCUCAGGAUGCAGUUUUACUUGCUGGCUUCAGGCAGCCAAAAUCACAACUCAUUGACAUAUUCAAACAACUCUCUGCUUUGUGGCUAGGCAAAGACGUGAGUGAGGUGACAACAAGUGAACGAGAACGCACAAAAAGAGUUGUAUAUGCUGUAAUUUAUGGAGCUGGACGAGAUAAGUUGGCAGAAGUGCUUCACUUAAGUCCACUUGAAGCUAAGGACAUAAUAUCAUCCUUUAUGAAACAUUUUCCUGGUAUCCCUGGAUACAUGCGUUGUGUGGUUGAUCUGUGCAAGGCCCAAGGAUUCCUCACAACAAUAUUCAACCGUCGACGUUUCUUCCCAGGCAUAACAUCACAGGAUUCAGCUAUUCAAGCUCAGGCUGAGAGACAGGCGGUCAAUUUUGUCAUCCAAGGUUCAGCAGCAGACAUUAGCAAAGCAGCAAUGGUGCAAACAGAAGCAGCCCUUGCCUCCCGUCGUGACCUGGAUGCCAGGCUCCUCAUACACAUUCAUGAUGAACUGGUGUGGGAAGUUUCAAAUGAUCAUGUCAAUACAUUUAUUAAUAUUAUUUGGGGCAUAAUGGAAGAUACACGCAAACUGUGUGGGCCAUUUGUGCAGGUGACUGUUCCGUUGCCCGUUGCUGUUUACAGUGGAGCUAAUUGGGCUCACCUGCAGCCUUGGAUAAGCAAGUGAGAAUCUUUUGUCAUAGUCUCAUUAUAAAAGUUCAUAAUACUGUAUAAUGUGUUUAGUUAUUGUUCUGUUGUCAUAAGUGUGUGAUAAUUGACAGUAAUUAAGGGAUUCAUACAAAUGUAACUGAUAGUGCUUAAGUUAUGGGAGUGAUUAUCACUUGCUUCAACUGUGAUAAGAGUUACUUUGUGUUGAGAUAUAUGCAGGCUUCUAAAAGAGUACCCUUGAUAUUCCUCCCUUCCUACUGUAUAUACACAUCUGUAUCUCACUUUAUUUUCCUCAUUAUUAUUUUAAGAAUGUAUUUCAGUUGACUUUAAAUAUGUAGUCCAUUAAAUUAAUUACUUAAUAUUGGAUAAAAAUCUUGCUAAAUUACCCAUGUAUGCAGAUGUCAUGUUGGCUGUGAAUAAAUAAGGUCACUUGUCUUGUUUUGGAAGUUAUCUUCCCUAAUAUACAGUACAUUUGUUAUUCUUCCAACAAAUAUAGUUUGCUAAUAUAUGCUGUCUGAAAAGUUUAUUAUUAUUAUUUGUAUUUAGGAAUAUUAGGGUAUUAAACUCAAAUCCAGAGUUCUUGUGUCUUUUUAAAUCAAUCAACUGUACCAACUAAAAGUAACAUUACUUGAUCUAGUCUCUCUUUCUGGAGAAGCCUCGUGGUGGUUCCCUGAUGCUAUCUCGCUGAGAUGGCAUCCCCACUACUAAGCCACAUCAGCCAUAGGGAUCCUGUAUGGCUGGGCCAUACAGGGACCAGAAACACAACCUAGGCACAGGCAGCAGGGCAUUAUUACCAUUAUUAUUAUUAUAAUUAUUAUUAUUAUGGGAAUUAUCAUCUGGGAACACUCAACGUUUGAACACUCAACGUUUGAACACUGGGUUCAAACGCUCAUCAAGGCUCUUGUGCAUUUGUUCAUUACCAUCACUGUUACUGAGAAAACAUUGAGAAAGUAAACGAAGCAAUAGAGACAAGGUUCACCUCAAACAAAGCACCAAAACAGCCAAACGACUAGGCAAAUGAUUCGCUGAAAUCCAGACAACUCGCUGGAAACUAGCUCAAUCAGCCACACCCCAGGAGAUCCAGACUGCCAUGCCAGCAAUGAGUCUGUCCUGUUGUUGAUAUCUGAGAGCAUUCACACCUUCCUGAAUCACCAGCUGUAGUGAGUCCGACUUCUUUAGAAGAUAAGUGUGGGAAGCAUCUCUUGGAAUUUGUUCUGUGGGAGCCAUUUGCUCGUGUGUCUUUCCUGACAUACAGUAUGUAUUUGCUUUAUUUACAUUUGCUUCAUAUGCAUUUGUUUAUAAGCUCACUUAUUGCUCAAUCUUCGCUUCAAUCAGCAUGCGUUUAAGACAUCCCUUCCCUAAGCGCUCGUUUAUUAUUGUCCCUGCACUGACAGUGACUUUUCUGGUAUACUGGGGAGUUAACCCCUGAGAGGCCAGGAUGCUGUAUGGGGAGCUUCAUUCUAGCUAUUGCAAAACUCUGACUCCUUUGUGGGGCCCCGCAGUUUGAGUUGUUUAGGGUGUUUACCAUUGCUGGAACUGAUGAUGGAAAAACUCCUAAAUGACUCCUAGCACGCCUUACCAAAAUCACUCCUCGGGCUGCCUUACCACAAACCACAACCACCAGCACAAUGAGUAAGAACUCCCCCCCCCCUCCCCCUCCAGCUGUACAAACCUCCCAAUGACCUGCCACUUUGACUAAGAAACCAUAUAAACCAUAUUCUCCCACGACACAUCCAACCACUCCCAGAUAUUCAACACGAUGUACUACUGGCACAUCAAAGAAGACCGAUGUAAUCACAUCCCAGAUGUACCAAUUUGAAAUACGACAAUAUAACAACCCAUCUUCAACUAACCUACCUAACAUUAUUUACCCCAACCUUACCUAACAUUAUACACAUCAACCCCCUUACUAAAUGUAUUCUACCUUACCUUACCUUACCAUAAUCUGUCCUAACCUAUCCGAUUUACGCCCAACUCUCAAACUCAGUCUUUUGCCUAAACCUCACACUUUUCAUAAAACAGCAACACUUUGAUACCACCAUUAACACAAUUCCUUAUCUUUGCCAUCCUGAGUCCAUUUCCACUCAUAUGUUUAUUAUCCUCAUUAUCCUCAUACAAAUAGAUGACAUCAAUAACUUCCAAUCUCUGCCAAAUUAUAAACAUUGAUGUGGCACUGUGAGUGCUGCAUCUUUCAACAUCACCACUCGUGUAGUCAUCGGAGGAAAAACCUUCAUGCAAACUGCAUGUAUCAUGAAGAAGUAGUAGUUGUGGUGCACACUAGAGUUUGUGUGCUUGUUCCUGUGGCAUUCCACUGAUGUCCUUCAGAGCAAGUUUAUCCUGUAGGCAACAUUCGAUGUAAGCUCUUUUGGAGAGUGUCGCUAGUGCCUGGGUGUCCUGCUUGGUUACACUCCUUCAGGCCCUGGUAACUCUGCAGGUCUGCGGUGAGGCUUGUAAUAGAUCGUCUUGCUAAGCCUACACUCAAUACUUGGAAGUUUGAAGUCCCUCUCUUCAAAAAUACUCAUUGGCUUUGCUACAGGCUGGCAGUCAUUUGUUUCAUCCACCAUGCUGCCUAUUGGGUCGGUGACACCUUCGACCCUGAAGCCUGCAACAUUUACAUUACCAGGUCUCUAUUUUAUCUGAGCCUGCCUCAGAACAGGAGGCUUAUCAGAUGGCUGCAGCUUUGCUGGCUCGUUUUUCCCACAUUUGUAGUUCGUGGAUUGCUGCUCAAAAGGAUGUCUUGGGGCUCAAACAGGGUCUGCCUCCCUGUUUUCACCUUUCCUAUUUGCUGUGGAGGCAAAAUUUGUGUGGAGUUUCCACGGGAAAUGCCACAGGAGUUUCUUCUGUAAUUUUGGUUUCAUUUGCUACCUUUUGGCCCCUCAGUCGAGUUCUGUCCCCCCUCGGCUCGGAGGUGAUCUUGAAGGGUUGAGAUUUCGCCUGAUGUUGGUUGGGGUCGGCUUCCAUCAGCUGACAUCUCCUGUUCAAUGUCACAACUAUGCAUUGAGGAAAGAUGACUCUGCUUGAACGGUCUUCGUGGUGGCCCUUUCAUGGUUAUACUCUUUUGAUAGUGUUGUGAGGGGAAUGUGUGGUCCAAGUUGCCAGAUCCUGAUCCCAUGAUUCGUGAGUCUUGCAGGUAGUUUCCUAGGGUGUCCGGUGGAAUUGGUCUACCAUAUUCUCUUCUGUUAGGCUCAGGGGUUUGAGCUACAUGUUCUACCCUUAGCUCCAUGUGGUCAUUACAACGUGGUUGAAUACGGGCAUGGUCGACUUAACCUCCUCCCUUUGGUGGGAUCCUGGUUGUUCCCAGUCCCCCAAGUUGGGACUCAGCAGACCUAUUAAACAUUCUCAACCUGUCUGGUCUGACCAGUUUCAUUUCAUAUCCAACCUUUUCAUAUGACCACUUUUGCUCAGGGUUGUACUGGAUGUGGUGUCCUUGGAUCUCAAGAGUGCUUCCGACAUGUUCUUAUUUACCUGAGGUUCCAGGACUAGUUAGGGUUUCUUUUGAAGAAACCCUAACUAGUAAGCAGUUAAGUAUCCCAAACCCUAGCUAGUAGCAGUUGGUAUCUUGUGAAAAAGAUAAUGCUUCAAGGUUCUACCCUUUGGCAUGAAUCUGGCUCUUCAAAUCUUUACCAGAUUAACAUGGGUAGUUGUGACUCGAUUACAUCUCUUGGGGAUUCGUGUCUUGGCCUUUCUCAACAACUGGCUGCUUUGGGGUCUCGGCCAGUCCAUGUGUCGGCUAGCCAGGGAUUAGCUACUUACCCAUCCAACCAGGUUUGGGUUCUUGAAGAACUAAUGAAAGUUCCAAUUGGUUCUGUCAAGGUUGGGGUUGGUUUGGGAUUCCUAGUCGGUGUCUCUUUCCGUGCCUCCCACAGCUCUACUAAAUACUUGCCUGCAUGGUAUAUCCCCGUGGCAGGGUUCCUCUGGUUUCACCAGUUUUGCCACAACCUGAACUGUCGGGUUUGGGCCCUAUCUGCCCAUCAGCUCUUGCUUUUCCAGCUUCCUUUUUGGGCAGUUAGGGGUUGGGUUAUGUGGUGCCAUCCUCACCUAUCACUCGAUGUAUUCAUGGAUGCCUCAGGUUUAGAUUGAGGUUAUGUGACCAGCGCUCGCCAAGCCUCCCAUAGUUGUUGGUUGGACCUAGCUCUUUCCCAUUUGGAGCUGCACUCUUUGUAUAGCUCAACUUCUGGCUUCUCACAAUUUUGUUCUUCUCAUGUAUCAUGUGAAGUGUAUGUAACUUUCUCACAGACAGUUUAUCUUGCUUCUAACCCAUUUCUGCAGAAUGAACCGAUGAUGCAUUCUUCUGUUGGCUCUGAAAGACUUUCAGUUGCCCCAAGGUGAACCUCUUUCUAUCAGAAUGGAACCCCAAUUGUGAGGCUCUUAGGGUGGAUGCCUUUUGGCUGGACUGGUCGAGGUUGGGGUUCCUGUCUCUCUCCCUUAGUUCAGAUGUUGCUCUGGGUGUUGUCCAGGCUGGAGACAUGCUCAGGCAAGGUGGUCCUUCUGGCUCCUUGGUUUCUGGCCCUGUGUAUUUUUGUCGUGGCCAGACCCAAGUAUUUUUGUUGUGGCUCCACCUCUUUCAGCAGUACAGCCAGGUUGAUAUCUUGCUGGUUCGACCUUCUCUGCCAAUUUGUGUGUGUGGAGUAUUUGACACUAGUGUCUUACCUGUGUGGGGACAUCGCAGUGUUAGUACGAAGUUUGUCUCUUCGUCAUGUUUCUUCUGCUGAUAUUCGGGGCCCUGGAGUUUUGAAGGUGGAAAAAAAAAAAAGUCCUCACAACUCCUUAUCUGAUUAGUGUUCCUGAUGUUGGUCAAGCAUGUGUUGCCCUCAAUUAAGUUUUUCCAUCCCAGGAUCCUGUCUUUGUGAGCGUAGUUGCUGCCCUUGUCAUCCCUGGUAAGUACCAUGUUAUGGUUAUGGUAUGUCUCAUGGUAAGCAACCGUGAGACUACUCCAGGAAGCCAGCAUUGAAUGUAAUGAAAUGUCUAUCUGGUAGGGGCUUGGUGACUCCCUAAUUCCCUUCCAUUGAUGCAGCCUUCCUGCUGCGCCAGUUCAUGGUCUGUCAACUCCAAGCUGACUCAUUGUUGGUGUGGGAGUCUGGAGCUCCAUGGGUGUGGCCACCUGUCAGGGGGUCUGUCACAACUAGAAUUUGAGCUAGUCUGGAAUGAGUCGUUUGGGUUUGAGCGAGUCGGUUGUGGAAUCAUUUGGUUGUUUUAGUGCUUCAUUUUCUACGAGCCUUGCAGUCGUCUGUAUUGCUUCACUUACUUCCUGGAUGUUUUCUUUGUGAGGUUGAGUGUAACCAUCCCCUCCUCCAUGUGUGUCUGUCAGGAGAGCCAGGUUCUGGCUUUGGUCCCUGGUAGAUCAUACAGACUCCUAUGUGACCCAGUAGUGGGAAGCCAUCUCUGCGAGACAGCUUUACGGAGCCACCGAUGCCCUACCAAAAUGAAGCAUUUAAUUACAUUCAAUGGUGAUUCUGCCAGUGUUUGGUUUUAUAGGCAGUUAAGUUGGGAGAAGUUGGUAAAUUUGGAAAGUUAGUUAGUUGAUCAUUAGGGAUUAAGACAUGUUGACAGUCAACUUUGUGCAUCACAGCACACUCAGACUCUUCAGACUUCAAACUCAAACUCAGAUUCAGACUCAAACACACUCAGGUUUUAUUCAAGCUGUGAUAUCAUUGAUUCAUAACCAGAUCAAUUUAAAUUAAAAAAUAUAUGGAAAAUAAACUUUUUCUUACAACAGCAGAGGAAUCAAAUUAGAAUUUGAGAAGAAUGUAUUAUGUUGCCAGGUGUAGUUAAUGUAUCCUUCAGUGGAAUAAUGCCAUUGUUAACUCUGAAUGUGUUGUGAAAAUUAUAUUAAAAGAAGUUCUACAUGUUUUAGGACUCUAUUUUCUGAUAAAUUUGAUAGACUUCUCCAAUGUUAAGAUGAUAGUUACAAGUGACAGGUAAUCCGGUUAUAAAGGACAAUAGGUAUGAAAUACAAAUGGACAAAAACUGAAGGACUUGGUGAUUCCUUUCUCACAAGAGCACCAAUGUCAGUGUGUGAUGUUGUAAUACACCUGUAUGCCCCAGUGACACAUGUGUUGGCCACCUUGUGUCUUGACCAUCACAUGUGUCGUGACCAUCACAUGUGUUGGCCACCUUGUGCCUUGACCAUCAC